Leguminivora glycinivorella is the source of this 818-nucleotide messenger RNA. Its product is annotated as gastrula zinc finger protein XlCGF8.2DB-like. The transcript is spliced from 6 exons. Lineage: Eukaryota; Metazoa; Arthropoda; Insecta; Lepidoptera; Tortricidae. The record is from RefSeq and is a predicted model, not a curated record. Gene Ontology annotation, biological process: regulation of transcription by RNA polymerase II. The coding region runs from base 7 to 657 and encodes 216 amino acids. Gene Ontology annotation, molecular function: RNA polymerase II cis-regulatory region sequence-specific DNA binding; DNA-binding transcription factor activity.
AUUAAAAUGGAAAGUAAUAAAUUGGAUGCCACCAGUAUUUGCAGAACUUGCAUGUGCCAAAGUGUCAAUAUGAGAUCAGUGUUUCACAAAUUGCAAGACGGAAAAUAUCACAUCAGGACACACACCGGUGAAAAGCCGUAUCUGUGCGCCACCUGCGGCCGCGGCUUCAGUCAAAAAACGAACCUCGUGCAGCACAUGCGCCGCCAUCUUGGACUGAAACCAUUCGCCUGCGAGCACUGCACUCAAAGAUUCGUAUCCAAAGGCGAGCUGGUGGCCCACACGAGGAAACACAGCGGCGCGCACCCGUUCAUAUGCGUUGAGUGCGGCAACGGGUUCACGACAUCCUCUUCUCUAGUGAAACACAGACGGACACAUAGCGGGGAGCGGCCUUUCGCCUGUGAUUUGUGCCAUAUGAGAUUCGCAGCCUCAGGGACGUUAAAGAACCACCGGCGAACACACACAGGGGAGAAACCGUUCCAGUGCUCUCACUGCGAAAAAGCGUUUGUUCAGAAAAAUGACCUCGUUUCACAUGUCAGAUGCCACACGGGAGAGAGACCCUUCGUAUGCAACGUGUGUGGCAGUGCCUUUAGAAAAUCUGCAGCUUUAAGGUGUCACGCCAAAAUGCACACGAGGGACAAAGAACUUUUGCCAUAUUAACUUUAUGUAGAUCAAUUUAAACUAACACGAUUUCCACUCAUAAUUUUUAGAACUUAACGGGACUUAAGGCCGGUUGCAACAAACCGUCUGUCACCGUUAAAGCGUUCGUUAAAUUUGAUUGUAUGGGAAGUUUCAUAGACGUCUGCUGCGUGACGAUGAUG